AUGGGGAAAUAUGUGUGGCAAGUUUCUCAGAAGGAAGAUCUCUUGUGGAUAAAAUGGAUUCACAGUGUGUACAUUAAGCAAGAAGAUUGGUGGGAGUAUUCUGCUCCUGCAACAGCUAGCUGGGGGUGGAAAGUCAUCUGUAAGGCAAAGGAGAAGUUUAAGCUAGCUUAUAACAACAACAAGUGGCUGGAUGGAUUUGGGGAGUAUACCAUUAAAGAUGGUUACAAGUGGUUAAUGGGUGAUAUUCCUAGAGUAAGAUGGCACUAUUGGGUCUGGAACUCAUACAACAUUCCCAAACAUUCAUUUAUAGGGUGGCUUGCUGCCCUAGGUAAACUGAAGACUAAAGAUAAAUUAUUUCAAGCUGGAGUGUGCAGUGAUCAGGAUUGCUUACUGUGUAUUCAUGGUCAGGACUCAUGCUCUCAUCUCUUUUUUUACUGUCAGUACAGUAAUAAAGUUUGCACUCAAGUCUUGGAUUGGUUAGGGUUGGCUUCUCAUCAGCAGGAGAACUUGUAUGUGAGUUGGAAAAAGUGGGGAAGGAAGUAUAAUAACACAGUUAAGAAGAAGUUUUGUUAUGCUACUUUAGCUGCAACUGUGUAUUAUAUAUGGUAUGCUAGAAACACUGCGCAUUGGAAGUAG
Messenger RNA from Beta vulgaris subsp. vulgaris (sugar beet), 636 nucleotides. RefSeq lists its product as uncharacterized. The coding region runs from base 1 to 636 and encodes 211 amino acids. NCBI's taxonomy places the organism in Eukaryota, Viridiplantae, Streptophyta, Magnoliopsida, Caryophyllales, Amaranthaceae. The record is from RefSeq and is a predicted model, not a curated record. The transcript has a single exon.